This is a messenger RNA of Aspergillus homomorphus CBS 101889, 1815 nucleotides long. RefSeq names its product putative MFS multidrug transporter. The record is from RefSeq and is a predicted model, not a curated record. Gene Ontology annotation, molecular function: transmembrane transporter activity. Gene Ontology annotation, biological process: transmembrane transport. The transcript is spliced from 2 exons. NCBI's taxonomy places the organism in Eukaryota, Fungi, Ascomycota, Eurotiomycetes, Eurotiales, Aspergillaceae. Bases 1 to 1815 code for a protein of 604 amino acids.
AUGGCGUCCGGAGCUGCAAGACGCAGUCUAAGCGACAACGAAAAACCCCACGGUUCGGAGGCUUCCUCUUCUACCCACAACGAUGUCGUCCUGGAUCCAGCAACCGAAAAGGCGCUUGAACAGGAGAAGCCGGAGCUGGCUGGAAAUCGUGAAUCGGGUGCAACCCUACAACAUCAUGAGGAAGGACCGUACGACAAGAUUGAGUUGACGGAAAACGACUGCUACGAUGAAUUGGGUUAUUCAUUUCCGUCAUGGCGAAAGUGGAUGAUUAUCACCGUCAUCUUCCUUGUUCAGACUUCGAUGAACUUCAACACCAGUCUGUACUCGAAUGCUUUGGGCGGCAUCUCAGAGGAGUUCGGCGUCAGCAUGCAGGCCGCUCGCUGCGGUGCUAUGAUUUUCCUGGUUCUGUAUGCGUUUGGCUGUGAGCUGUGGGCUCCAUGGAGCGAGGAACUCGGCCGGAAACCGAUUCUACAAUUGAGUUUGUUCUUGGUCAACGUGUGGCAGCUGCCAGUGGCGCUCGCUCCCAAUUUUGCGACGAUUAUGGUGGGACGUGCCCUGGGAGGUCUGAGUUCAGCUGGUGGCUCGGUCACAUUGGGCAUGAUCGCUGAUCUCUGGGAGGCUGAUGACCAACAAUAUGCUGUCGCCUGCGUUGUGUUCUCAUCAGUCGGUGGCUCUGUGAUUGGUCCCGUCGUCGGUGGGUUCGUCGAGGCGUACUUGCCCUGGCGCUGGAACAUCUGGAUCCAGCUUAUUUUUGGUGGAUUCGUCCAGGUGGCACAUCUCCUUCUCGUGCCCGAGACUCGCACGACGAUCAUGAUGGACCGCAUUGCCAAGAAGAGAAGAAAGAGCGGCGAAAACCCGAAUAUCUACGGGCCCAACGAACUCGUUCCAUUCAAGGAGCGCUUCUCGAUGCGCGAGGUUCUCGUCACCUGGGUUCGUCCUUUCAAGAUGUUCCUGACUGAGCCGAUUGUCCUCACCCUUUCUCUCCUGAGUGGCUUCAGUGACGCUUUGAUCUUCAUGUUCAUUCAGUCGUUCAGUCUUGUGUACACGCAAUGGGGUUUCAGCACUGUAGCCCUGGGCUUGUCCUUCCUUCCAAUUCUUGUUGGAUAUUUUAUUGCGUGGGCCUCGUUUGUGCCAGUCAUCAGAAGAAACAUCCAAGAGCGUCGAAACAAGCCUGACGAUGAGCGUGCUCAGUACGAAUCUCGACUUUGGUGGCUGCUAUACACCGCUCCUUGCCUUCCAAUUGGAUUGAUUGGCUUCGCAUGGACCAGUCUUGGCCCCCCAGUGCACUGGAUGGGAACCAUGGUUUUCUCCGCUAUCGUUGGUAUCGCCAACUACAGUAUCUAUAUGGCUACCAUCGACUACAUGAUCUGCGCCUACGGACCUUACUCAGCUUCUGCCACCGGAGGUAACGGAUGGGCGCGUGACUUCUUGGCUGGUGUUCUUACUAUCCCCGCUACACCUUUCUUCCAGAAUAUUGGUGGUAAAUACCAUCUUGAAUACGCAUCCACGAUCUUGUUCUGCAUCUCGUUCUUGCUUGUUAUUGCAGUGUACGUCAUUUACUGGUAUGGACCUGCUCUGCGCAAGCGUUCUCCGUUCGCCCAGCAGCUGUCCGAUGCACGAGUCGAGCUUCAAACCCAUGGCCGGAGACUUUCUCGGAUCCCGUCUGGGUCGCGUGCGAACUCUUUUGCUCGAUCCCAACAGAACUUGCGCAUUCGCCAGACUUUUGGCAGCCGUGCUGGUAGCUAUGUGGCAUCUCGACCGGCCUCUGGGGCCAAUUCUCGAGUGCAGUCGCGCAAGAACAGCAUCUCGCGAUGA